AAAAAGUCCGCAAAUAACAAAACCAUUGACCCAAAAAAAAAAAGAAAAAAACAGAGAGAACUUGGGAGCAUCAUUUCCAAUCGGCACUCUCUAGAGGAGAGAGAGAGAGAGAGAGAGAGAGAGAACAAAAUGGGGAUAUCGGAUGAAAUAUCACCGGCGGAUGCGCACGGCGGCAGCAGCCCUGGAAAGGAGCAGCAGGCGGCGGGAGUGGGCAUACUUCUACAGAUCAUGAUGCUUGUUCUCUCCUUCGUCCUCGGCCAUGUCCUCCGUCGUCACAAAUUCUAUUAUCUUCCUGAAGCCAGUGCCUCUCUUCUCAUAGGUUUAAUUGUGGGUGGUCUUGCUAAUAUAUCUAACACAGAAACUAGCAUCAGGUCUUGGUUCAAUUUUCAUGAAGAAUUUUUCUUCCUAUUCCUGUUACCUCCCAUCAUAUUUCAGUCGGGGUUCAGUCUCUCUCCUAAACCAUUCUUUUCAAACUUUGGAGCCAUCGUGACAUUUGCUAUCCUUGGCACAUUUAUAGCUUCAAUGGUUACUGGUGUUCUAGUAUACCUUGGUGGUCUUACGUACCUCAUGUACAGACUUCCAUUUGUUGAGUGUCUGAUGUUUGGUGCUCUUAUAUCAGCAACAGAUCCGGUCACUGUUUUGUCCAUCUUUCAGGAACUUGGCACAGACACGAACCUGUAUGCCCUGGUAUUUGGAGAAUCUGUUUUGAAUGAUGCAAUGGCAAUUUCUUUGUACAGGACAAUGUCACUGUACAGAAGUCAUGCCUCCUCUGGAGAAAACUUCUUCAUGGUGAUUGUCAGGUUUCUUGAGACCUUUGUUGGCUCACUGUCUGCAGGUGUUGGAGUUGGAUUUACUUCUGCUUUGCUUUUCAAGUAUGCAGGAUUGGAUAUUGACAAUCUUCAAAACUUGGAGUGCUGUCUCUUUGUGCUAUUUCCAUAUUUCUCGUACAUGCUUGCAGAAGGUGUUGGACUGUCUGGUAUUGUAUCGAUAUUGUUCACAGGAAUUGUCAUGAAGCAUUACACAUAUUCAAAUUUGUCAGAAAAGUCUCAACAAUUCGCGCAAGCGUUUUUUCAUUUGCUUUCAUCAUUAGCAGAGACAUUUGUAUUUAUAUAUAUGGGCUUUGAUAUUGCCAUGGAACAGCAUAGUUGGUCACAUGUUGGAUUCAUUUUUUUCUCAAUUUUAUUUAUUGUAGUUGCCAGGGCUGUGAAUGUUUUUUCCUGUGGAUAUCUGGUCAAUUUGGUCCGACCUGCACAUCGACAGAUACCUGCAAAGCAUCAAAAAGCACUUUGGUAUAGCGGACUUCGAGGAGCUAUGGCUUUUGCCCUUGCUCUGCAAUCAGUUCAUGAUCUUCCAGAAGGACAUGGCCAGACAAUAUUCACUGCAACCACUGCAAUUGUUGUUUUGACGGUGUUGUUGAUUGGUGGUUCAACUGGUACCAUGCUGGAAGCAUUACACGUUGUAGGUGAUAGCCAUGAUGGCCAUGAUGGCUCCUUAGGUGAAAGUUUUGAAGAGAACAAUGGCUACAUGGCUCCCUCAUAUGAUGAGGCAUUAUCAUCAGGGAACAAGAUCAAGAUGAAACUUAAAGAGUUCCAUAAAAGCACGGCAUCGUUCACGGCAUUAGAUAGGAACUACCUCACCCCAUUCUUUACAAGUAACAAUGGAGAUGAAGACGAAGAUGAAGAAGAGCAAGAUGUGCCAAUGCCUAGUUCUGGAAGAGGGGGCUUCCGUGGCCGUGGUCGUGUCUAAGAGCAGUGACAAUUUCUUCAGAAGCAUGUGAAAGGAGUUAUAUUGUAGAUAAUUACCAAAAUGCAUACUAGAGAUAGCUGAGUAGGUUAACUGCCGAAAUGGACGGAUGCAUCAUUAUCAACUUUGUGCAUUCCUACUUACUAAAACACAGCUGUAAAAUUGUGAAGUAUGAGGGAGACAUUGUGGCCUAGUACUAGUACAGUUGGGCACCUGUUGCUGAAUGUCAUUGUGGCCUGUACCAUUAAAUGGAUUUGUAAAUACUGGAUUCAACAAGUUUUACCACCUGCAAAUUUAAAUUUUAUAUACACAUUUGGAUCA
This is a messenger RNA of Quercus robur (English oak), 2064 nucleotides long. Its product is annotated as sodium/hydrogen exchanger 6-like. The coding region runs from base 130 to 1746 and encodes 538 amino acids. The transcript has 22 exons. Gene Ontology annotation, molecular function: sodium:proton antiporter activity. NCBI's taxonomy places the organism in Eukaryota, Viridiplantae, Streptophyta, Magnoliopsida, Fagales, Fagaceae. Gene Ontology annotation, cellular component: endosome; membrane. Gene Ontology annotation, biological process: proton transmembrane transport; sodium ion transport; regulation of pH. The record is from RefSeq and is a predicted model, not a curated record.